Molecule: messenger RNA, 5948 nt
Organism: Silurus meridionalis
Lineage: Eukaryota; Metazoa; Chordata; Actinopteri; Siluriformes; Siluridae
Gene: rasal2
Product: RAS protein activator like 2
Exons: 18
Coding region: 1005-4784 (1259 amino acids)
Biological process (GO): regulation of GTPase activity
Source: RefSeq, a predicted model, not a curated record
GAGCGGUCGGUUUAACAAAUAUUUUAAAUUCAGAAUAAUUACAUUGCAGUUUUAGCCCACGAUAUUCUUUAAACAACAAAAGUAUUACAACAUUCGCUCCUUUCCAACGCGCUGCUCUUUGUCCUGAAACGUGUGUGUGUGUGUGUGUGUGUGUGUGUGUUGAUCGACUGUUUCGGAUAUCCUCUAAUCGCCCCUGAAUCCCGGGGCACCGCCAUGUGAUCGAGCUGGAAAGCGGACUGGCGUUUUUGAACCGGGGAAGAGCUGAAGAAGGAGCUGAAGAAGGAGCUGAGAGUCACGGAUGUGAAAUAACAAGAACAUCUUGAAACGCAGCCGCAAAACAUCGACGGUUUCAAAAUAGCCGCAUGGACGGAGAAAAGUCGUGUGUUGGACACUGGAGGAGAAGCGGCUGAGGAAAGCGCUGAUUUGUGAAAGCCGUGGAAGCGCUUCGAGCUCAUCACUAUCCCACAAACGGAGCGGAAAAACUUUGAAAGGAAAAGUUUUGCCGUUUUGCUUCGAUUAUGAAUUGCAGGCACUCAGUCUGAGUAAAUGUAAGAUCGGAUUACUACGUUUGUAAACAAUGUUAUUUUCAGGCGAAAUGAAGAAUUAUUCUUGUUGUCUAGCGGCAGUUCCUCUGUAGCCCUCGGAGCAGAUCCUGUACACAGCGAGUCUCUUUCUUCUUCCACUGAUCAGAUCAGUACGAGUCUUAGGAGGUUACAAUGCUGGGAAACUUCUAGGUAGCGGUCGGACACGGUGAACGCCGCCUCGGGUGGGUUUGUUAGUUAAACACAUCAACAUCUUAGUCUGUUGAUGUUCCAUCUUGGUGCUACUUUAUAAACCGGAUGGUCGCACAGCCUGGCUAACUGCUAGCUCCAUUACUCCCAUGGUAAAUAAACCCCAGCCGGUGCUGACGGGAGUUUAAUCCGCGUUGGGUCACGCGCGUGGAAACCGCUUUUAAAACCUGCUUGUCCAGUGGAAACGGAGUUUACCGUGGGAGUAGAUCCGGCAUGGAGACUGACUCGAUGACCGGAGACGUGGACUCUGUUCAGGGAGUCCCCUUUUCUGUGGACCCGGUGCUCGAAGGCAUUUUGAUGGACUCCUUUUGCCAGCAACAAGGAUGGAUGCGCGUUUAUGAUGUAAAAGGGCCACCAAGCCACCGCUUUUCCUGUGGCCAGUCACCCUUCUCUGAGCCAAGUGUCUGGGAGAAGAAGUACUGCAUCCUCACUGACAACCAGCUCAUCCUGCUAAACCGUGAAGAAGAGAUGCCUUUAGAGGUGCAUGAAAGCCCCACAGUUUCAACGUCCAAGGGCCGAAGCCUGAGGAGAACAGUCAGCGUCCCCUCUGAAGGACAGUUCCCAGAGUAUCCAGCAGAGGGAACAUCCAUGUUGGAAGUAUCGUCAGAUCGCUCCCCUAGACGGCGGAGCAUCUCUGGCCUUGGCAGCUCUGAGAAGAACGUUUCAGUGGAUGGGCCCAUCUCCUCGCCCUUCAAGGUGCCAGGUUUUUUCAGUAAACGACUGAAAGGGUCAAUUAAAAGGACAAAGAGCCAGACGAAACUGGAUCGGAACCCAAGCUUCAGGAUACCGUCAUUAAGACCUAUUGAGAAUGACAGGUCACGAGGUCUACCCAAGCUGAAAGAGUCCUGUUCACAUGAGUCUUUGCUCAGUCCGAGCAGUGCUGUGGAGGCACUAGAUCUCAGCAUGGAUGAUGAGGAUGUUUACAUUAAACCACUUCACAGCAGUGUGCUGGGACAGGAGUUCUGUUUUGAGGUGACAUAUUCAGGUGGCAGUAAGUGCUUCAGCUGCUCCUCAGCUUCUGAGAGAGACAAAUGGAUGGAAAAUAUCAAGAGGACUGUUCAACCAAAUAAGGACAACUGCCGUCGUGCAGAGAACGUGCUACGCCUGUGGAUCAUCGAGGCCAAAGACUUGCCGCCCAAAAAGAGAUACUUUUGUGAGCUGUGUCUAGAUGAUGUACUUUAUGCACGUACCACAAGCAAGAUGCGUUCAGAUUGCCUAUUUUGGGGUGAGCACUUUGAAUUUGGUGGUCUGCCUACCAUCAACAGCAUCACUGUGCAUGUGUAUCGUGAUGCUGACAAGAAAAAGAAAAAAGACAAGAGCAACUAUGUUGGAUUGGUAAACAUUCCAAUGCAGGCUGUAAGUGGGCGCCAAUUUGUGGAGAAAUGGUACACAGUUAGCACACCUACAAGCAGUAAGGUGAAAGGGGGAGGCCCCUCCAUCCGAAUCAAGUGCCGUUUUCAGAGUGUCACAAUCCUUCCCAUGGAGCUGUACAAGGAAUUUGCAGAGUUUGUUACCAACAAUUACACUAUGCUGUGUUCAGUGCUUGAGCCUGUAAUCAGUGUGAGGAAUAAAGAGGAGAUGGCCAGUGCACUUGUGCAUAUACUGCAGAGCACUGGCCGGGCAAAGGACUUUCUGACUGACCUGGUCAUGUCUGAGGUGGAUCGGUGUGCAGAUCAUGACGUGUUAAUCUUCAGGGAGAACACUCUGGCGACCAAAGCCAUAGAAGAAUACCUCAAACUUGUGGGACAAAAAUAUUUGCAUGAUGCCUUAGGGGAGUUUAUCAAAGCUCUGUAUGAGUCGGAUGAGAACUGUGAGGUGGAUCCUUCAAAGUGCCCCAGCAGCGAGCUGCCUGAGCACCAAAGCAACUUAAAAAUGUGCUGUGAACUAGCCUUCUGCAAGAUCAUCAAUUCAUACUGUGUUUUUCCACGUGAGCUGAAGGAGGUGUUUUCCUCAUGGAAGCAACAGUGCCAAGCUCGGGGGAAGCAGGACAUUAGCCAGCGACUAAUCAGUGCUUCACUAUUUCUCCGCUUUCUCUGUCCAGCCAUCAUGUCACCAUCCCUCUUCAAUCUUAUGCAGGAGUAUCCCGAUGACCGUACCUCACGCACACUCACCCUCAUUGCUAAAGUUAUCCAGAAUCUCGCCAACUUCACCAAGUUUGGCAAUAAAGAGGAGUACAUGGCCUUCAUGAAUGAUUUUCUGGAGCAUGAGUGGGCAGGCAUGACCCGCUUCCUGCUGGAGAUCUCCAACAUUGAAACCAUCUCUAACACACCAGGCUUUGAGGGAUACAUUGACUUAGGCCGUGAGCUCUCUCUACUGCAUGCCCUCCUGUGGGAGGUCGUGUCUCAGCUAGACAAGGGUGACAAUUCCUUCCUGCAGGCAACAGUGGCCAAACUGGGGCCUCUGCCCCGUAUCCUGGGUGACAUCACACGGUCACUGUCCAACCCCACACCAAUCCAGCAGCUGAGACACUUCCAAGAUCACGGCUCCACCCACAACAUCAAUGGCAGUGUCUCUUCAGGACUGCAAAGGAUAUUUGAAGACCCAGAUGGCAGUGAAAUUCAAAAUGAAAAAUUUCCAGUUCAUGAACAUGCAGAUGUUCUGCCACAUGAAAAGCCCCCCUUACUGUGCCAACAGCAAUCCCUGCAUAGCAUGAGCUUCUCUGACAAGGAGCAAAAGAGCCACCUCUCUAAUGGGCGCAGCAUCUCCCUGAUGGACCUACAGGACUCUCAGCUUCUUCAUGAAGCCUCAUCAAGAAUUGGCCGCAUAGGUUCACAAGCAUCCAUUGGCCCACUUCCUCCCCCUCUCCCACACCUCCAUCAUCACCAUCCACAGCAACAGCAGGCCAAAGUGGUCACACUAAGGGAAAACAUACCUCAGAGUGCACCACAAGUACGCCGGCCUCUGCAACCAUCGAUGAGCCAGCAGCGCAGUCUACAGCCGCUCUGCUUUAAGAACCCUGUAUACCAGCUAAGCAACACUCACGCACUGCACUCAGCACAGAUGCUGCUUCAGGCCCACUCCAGCUCAGAGAACCUGAGCACAGCAAGCUCACACAGUGCCAGCCCUAGCAAUACACCCAGGAAAAGUUUGCCCUCCACCACUAAUCAGGAAGAGGAGGAAAAACACUCUCUCUGCUGGCAUACAGCUUUAGUUGACACCCAGUCAGGGCCACAAGUAAUGGCUGUGGCUAGGCAGAGUGGUGCGGGUACAGCUCACAUUGUAAAGGUGGAACAGCAAAGUAGGGCAAAUGAAGGGAUGUCACGCUCAUUACCACAUGGCACCUCACAGCACAGCAGCAGCAGUGUCCAUACAGACUCUCAACAGCAAGGUGAAGCUUGCUCCAGACAACAGUCAUUCUGCUCUCGAGACAGUCCCAUUCCAAGCAACAGAACUAACAGACAGGUUCACUCUCCUGUCGAGUCAGUCACCAUGUCCCCUGUGGAGCGUACGGCAGCAUGGGUCCUGAAUAAUGGCCAGUACGAGGAGGAUGAGGAGGAAGGAAGGAGCAAGAAGGAAAGCAGGCAUGUGGAGAAGUAUGAGCAAGAGAUCAUAAAGCUGAAAGAGAGGCUGCGUGUGUCUGGUCGCCGCUUAGAAGAGUAUGAACGGCGGCUUGUGGCACAAGAGCAGCAAAUGCAGAGGCUGUUGCUGGAGUACAAGACUCGCCUGGAGGAAAGUGAGGAACGUUUGCAUCGGCAACAGGACGAGAAAGACAGCCAAAUGAAGAGCAUUAUCUGCAGGUUAAUGAUAGUGGAGGAGGAGCUGAAAAGAGACCAUGCAGAGAUGCAGGCAGUUAUAGAUGCAAAGCAGAAGAUCAUAGAUGCACAGGAAAAGCGGAUCAGCUCCCUUGACGCUGCUAACUCUCGCCUCAUGAGCGCCCUCAGUCAGGUCAAAGAGCGCUACAGCAUGCACAACCUUUGCAAUGGCCUCUCACCCGCUAAUCCUACCAAGCUCUCCAUCACUGAGAAUGGAGAGUUCAAGAACAGCGGCUGCUGAUCAGGAUGUUUGCACCUGUCAAAAUGUGUUACUUAAUUCUCAGACAUGUGAUCACUAUCUCCAUGUAGACUUUGGACUAAAAUGCAGAGUCGGUGGCCAUGCUACAAAAUAAUUUUUAAGGAAUGUCUGGUUACAAAAUGUUUAUAUAUUGUAUCUUGCAUCAGAUUUGUACAGAAUGGAGUAUUCAGUGCUUCUGUUUAGAGGAUUUUUUAUUUGUUUAGAGAUAUACUAUCACUCUAAAUCAGUGGUUUUAUGUUUUAAAUACUGAAAAUGCCAUACAUGUGAGUUAAGACUACAAUAUUAAAAGAUUUUAAGGAUUGAUAUACUGAUUUGUCAUUGAGGAUAUGUACAUAUAAGAUAAUGGGACUGUUUUAGAAGACAUGCUAUAGAUGCAGACAGAAGAGUUUUGAAGUGCUUUCUAAUGUGGGCACACAAAUAGAAGGCAGGUUUAUGCACUCAAUUUUAUAACCAAAAUUUUCUAUGCUUUUGAUCUCCCAUUUAAAUUCUUAGUUUUAUUUUCUUGUUUUUGAUGUCAUGUUCUCUGAUUUAUGGGCAAGUUUAGUACAUAAAUCACCUAGUUGUUAUGGGGAGGGAGGGAGUCAUUUUAGCUUUACACCAGUGAAAAAAUGUAUGAUUGAAAAUACAAAGAUUUGUCAUCUACCUUUCCUGCUACUCUAUAUGACUACAGGUUUGUGGACACAUUGUGGCAACAGUUUAGGAAGACCCACAUAUGGGUGUGAUGAUCUGGUUUCCACCUAAUUUUGGCCAGAUAAUCUAUUAAGUAUGUUUUCUGCUUUUUCCCUUUGAUUUUAAUGUAGGUUAAGUGCAGUGUUGAGCUAGCUCUAGCGAUUUUUUUUCCAUUUUAUUCAUAGCCUAAUAAAUAGAUCUAACUAAACCAAAGUUGGCACUCUUAACUUCCUGCUGCUUUAAACAAUGGUGGUCAAAUAGAUAUUCUGUUGGAUCAUCACUUACGUUCAAAUUCCUGCUUGUUUGCUAUCUUAUUUAACGUUUACCAAUGACUACUGUUAAAUCACACUGUUAUGCCACAAUGGCUUCAUGUUAAUGUAAUCUAUUUUGUAGCAAAUGCUAAAUGCUUUUUUGCCAUUGUCACUGUUUUGUAACAUUAUGACAAAAUUGCAGGGAAUAAAGUGGUUGAGACUCAAA